Wasmannia auropunctata (little fire ant) is the source of this 2131-nucleotide messenger RNA. Its product is annotated as DNA ligase 1-like. The transcript is spliced from 5 exons. NCBI's taxonomy places the organism in Eukaryota, Metazoa, Arthropoda, Insecta, Hymenoptera, Formicidae. The record is from RefSeq and is a predicted model, not a curated record. The coding region runs from base 285 to 1355 and encodes 356 amino acids.
CGCGUCCGCCAGAGCGCGCGUAGCGCAUGCCGCGUUGCUGAGCGAUCUGUUUCGCGCGCGCCGCGUCGUGUCAGCCGUCUGGUUCACCGCGCUGCUACGUCGUCGGUCGUCGUCGUCGUCGUGCCGUGUCGUGUCGUGUCGUCCGUCGCCGCUGUCAUCGUUCGCAUAUCGCACGCGCGGGACACGCGCACCGGGAGUGUCUGGUCGCCUGGCGCUCAUCUGGUCUCUCUUCUCCUCUCCCGCCUGCCGCGAGUAAGACGUCGUCUUCGCCGCCGCUCGCCGCCAUGGAUCACGUCGCCCUGCUGCUGCAGCACUCGCAAUACUACGCGUACGCGAUCCCCGUGGGUAUCGUGCUGGUAUGCGCCAUUCUCGUGUUCGUCUGCGGCUUCAAGAAGGCCGAGCAGCCGCCGUUCGCGCAGCUCUCAGCGGGCUCCGACGUGGACCGCAAGAGCGGCAAGAAGCGCGGCAAGGUCCGCGAGAAGAAGGCUGCUAACGGACAAGUUGCAUCCGAGAAAACAAGUCCGGCUAAAAAGACAUUAGCAGCGAAAGCGGAGGCUCCCAAGAAGGCUGCCAAGGGAGACGAUGUUGACGGUAAAUUAAAGGAGCGUAAGCAAGAGGACAACAAGAUCGUCGCUACGAAGAAGGAAAAGGAGCAGCUGUCGACUAAGGCCGGCAAGGAGAACAAAGGAGUGGAGCAGGCGAAGAACAAGAAGAACUUGAAGAAUUUGUUCCAGGAGAAACCAGUGGACUUUGACGAUGGAGAUUGGGAGCAGGCUUAUUCGCGCAAGGAUAAGAAGAACAAGAAGAAGGAGGAGGAGUCCCCUUCGAAGAAGAACAAGAAGGCCUCGAAGAAGGCCGAUUUGAUAAACGAAGCCAAGCAGAAGGAGCAGGAGAAGCCCGAGGUGAAGGACAAGAUCGCUAAGGAGACCGAAAACAAGGAGCUCAAGGAGAAGGAGAAGAAGGAAGUGAUCCUUACGUCUAUCUCGGACGAGGAGAUAGGUAAGGCCAAGGAGCCGCCGAAGGAAGAGCAGAGCAAGAUCGAGAAGGUCGAGAAGGUCGAGAAGGUCGAGAAGGAAGAGAAGAAAUCCGGUAAAUCGAAGAAGAAUAAGAAAACUACUGAAGGCGAGAGCACGCCCGCCUCGGUGCCGUCCACACCAAAGACCGAUAACAAGCCCGUCGCGGAGGAGCAGCAGACGAAGCCGGCGAGUGUGCCGGAAAAAGUGGCCAACAAUGUGGAGGAGAAUCAAGUGGAAGAGAGUAAGGAGAAGAUUGCCGUGUUCGACGAAUUAGGAGACGUCUGGACAGAGGCGAAACCUCAGAAAAAGAGUAAAAAAAAGGCUCGUAAAGAUAACUGAGGAUGAUUACGCGUAAUGCUAAUGAUAUUGCUCCCCGCGAAGGGGGACAGAGUGAGAAUUCCGUUCGGUCCAAAGGGCGUUUGUCGCUUUCGGCAAAUCCAGGUGUGUUUCAAGUGACACUCUCGCUGCUUCAUCAUCUGACCAAAUCGUUCCUUUUUUUCCCCUUGUACAUAAUACCAAUCGAACCUAGGUUUAUUCAAUUGCGAUUUUUUUUGAGUUGUCACGACUUCGAGAUCGCGUGAAAACGCCACGUAUAGUACGAAGAUUUUUUUUUUGUACGUUUCUCAUUUCUUUUGUAUAGUCCACCACUGUCUUGCAUUUAAUAAGAGUGGCAUAAGUCAUAGUUUUCACAUUUUACCAAGGCAAUUCUUCUAGGACGCGUUAGAUUUUCUUAGGUACUUUUUACGUCCGUUAAUUAGGAUAUUGAUUUGUAUAAUUAUAGGUCUAUAUAGUGGAUCUGUAUGAUAAAAGUUUUAUAAUGUGGUUACGAAUGGUACUUAUGCCAUUUACAUUUUACGUCUUUACGAAUAAUAUUUUGCAUAAAGAAUAUUUUGUAUAACCAUUACUACGAUUAAGAAUGACAAUUUUCCGUGCGCGUUAUUAUAUCUCGCUGUUACUUAAAGCGCCGGUUCUUCUCAUCGACACUUCUCGCAUCGCGCUGUAUAAACGGUUGAAAGGCAAACAUAGAAAGUACGCGUCUCACGAUAAUAUUCAUAACGCAGGACAAUCUUUGGAGGCGAUAAACUUAUAUUGCUGAUGUGUAGAAUGGAUUCUAA